This is a messenger RNA of Amoebophrya sp. A120, 4071 nucleotides long. Lineage: Eukaryota; Dinophyceae; Syndiniales; Amoebophryaceae. The record is from the annotation of a GenBank genome assembly.
CCAGCUACGUCAUCGUGGUCUGUGAAAAGCGACAUGUCGCGAUCUUGCCUGUUGCUGUAUUUUUUUUUGCAACUACGAUUACGAAGGUGAUCACGUACUUGAUCUGCCUUAACAUUCUUCUCGCAAAACGCCCUGCAGGAUCAUUUUUGUAUGCCUACACUACGCUGGUGGGACCUGCUCUUGAACUUUUUUGUUGUUCGAUGAGUCAUUGCGCCACAAGAGAUCAAAAGUAUGUAAAAGCAACAUCAUCUUUAUCUUUUCUACCGCACUUCUCGACUGCAUCCCUCAUCACUAUUUCAAAUUCAAGAUGUUCCUAAAAUCCUCAAAAGGGGUGACAAAAAAGAACCCUCACCGGGUGGACCUCGAGGGGGUGCGUGCCGGUCUCCAGUACAACGUCCGGAUGCGUAACCCGUGGAUGGUGCAGGAGGGCCCGGAGGACUGGUCCGCGAAGCUGCGCCCGGCGCAGACGAGUCGCAUCACCGAUACGGUGAACACCCGGGAGCUGGUGAAUCACAUUCGGGCUCUGGAUAACGAGCUGCGGAUGCUGGACGGCUACGAGAUGCCGGGGUCGCAGGAGAAAGAAAUAGACCACGAUCAGCUGUACGAAGACGGGUUCUACGAGCACGUAAGGAAGGAAUCCCUGAGAAGGAAAACCGCAGUGUAUGCAAGAGAAAAACUGUGUCAGUGUAAAUCUGUGAUGCAGAACAUGCAACAGAGUUACACCUGUCAUGCCAGACAGCCAUGCCGUCCUCUUUUCAUGUGAGUGUGUUUUCCCUGGCUUACAAACCACGCAUGACAGGUUUUCUCUGUCAUGUAGAGCAAAUUUGUGAUGCUGCCAGCCAAAGAAAGUUACACGAAGAACGCAGUUUUUUUCGUGUAUACAGUGUCGCGGACCUACAACUACGACCCGGAGUUUGGAAAAAGACAGAGUACUAGACGGGAAACGAGAACGACAAAAACGUUGCCCACCGAACAGGAGCAAGCAGCAAGGCCAACGAAGACAAACGUUGGUGAUUUUCGAUCGAGUGUUCCUGCUGCGGCGCUGGUGGGUGCGGAUCAUAAAGUUUCUGCUGCAGCACUUGCAGAUACACUUACACAGCACCCGGCUGUUGAGAAGAUGCUGAACAGUAGCAACAGCGCAAAUGACAACUUCAUUGACCUUGCAUUGGCAGAAGAUGGCAGCAGUAGUACGUCCAGAAAGGCUCUGGUUUUUUCCGAGCGUGAAACAGCUUUUCCGAGGGCAACAGCAAGCAAGGUUUUGCACCCGGCCCCGCCGCCGGCGGAGAUCCAGACCCAGGUUGCAACAAACAAGUUGUUCCGGAAAACGCUAUCCUUCGAGGGAGAAAACUGUUUUAACAAGUCCCCACUACUGGCGCCGUCCCCAGCGGUUCCUCCACGACCUCCUGCUGCCGCGACGCCAAUAACGACCACGGGAGCUCAGCAACGACCGCACUCGCCGAACAUCAAUACGAGGCCACCGGCGGAACAGACGCAGAUGGGAUUGAAUAAUUACGCAACUCCUGCUCCAAGAACUGCACCCCCGACCGCACCGCCACCGAACACGACGGCGCCACCUGCUGCUGCAGCUGCUGCAUCACAGCCACCUGCUCCUAUUACUACAGCAGCCGCAGUUGUCGACGGUGGAGGAACUGGUGAUCCUCUACGGGACCAUUUCAUGGCUUUUUUCGAAUCCGACGAGGUAAUGAAGGUGUUGGAAUCGUUUGCGAAUUUCAAGUACCACUGUGAGCAGAGGUUGAAGCAAAAAAACGUCGACCCUAGGUCUUUUGACACGUCUGUCGCCAUGCUAGCCGCCGCAGCGGACUUGUCCGGGCUCUCGUUCCGCAUGAAGAAGGUGAUUAACGACCUGGUGCCGGUAAUGAAGAAGCGCAAAGCGUCGAAGGGGCUGAAGGACCCAAAUAUGAAGAUCGUGGUUUCCGGUGCUGGGCCCGUGGGGCUGCACACGGCUUUGGACAUCUACAUGCUCGGGUUUGCGAACGUCACGGUGGUGGAGAAGAGGAACAGCUUUUCCAGGCACAACAUCUUGACUAUGUGGCCGUGCACUGCGGAGCAUGUGCAGGUGGUGUAUAACUGCCGGGAAUUCUUCCCGUUGUUCUCGCAUAGAGACAAACUGCCGCAUUUGGGGACGAGGGAACUGCAAUUGACAUUAUUGAAGUGUGGUUUGCUCGUGGGCGUGAAAUACCUGUACAAUUGGGAGACGAUCGGGCUGGAAGCGCCGCCGGUUUCUGGGACCACAAACGGAGGAACGUGGACUGUCGGCUUGAAGAAGCCCCAAGGCAGGGUAGAGCCAACUGGGGUGUUGGAUUUGAAAGCCGGGAAAUUCGAGGAUGCGAAGGCGCGGGCGGCGGACGGAGCGUGUGGAAUGAUUGAAGUAAACACGUUCGACCCUACGUUUGCCGUGUCAAACGGAAAGCUUGCUGCUUCCAACCCUGACUUGACCAUCGGUGCGGACGUGCUCGUCCUGGCCGAGGGCGAAACCAGUGCGAACAGUAAAAAGCUCGGGUUCACGAAGAAGAUUCAGAAAUUUUCCCGCGCGAUAGCGAUCGUGCUGAACCUGUGGCGGGAUGCGAAAAACAAGGCGGAGAAUAAGGUGCAAGACUUUACUGUUCAAGGUGCGUUCAAUAGCCCCGCUGCAACGGCGUUGAAAGCGGCGGGGAUUGACUUUGAGUUCAUGGAAUACUUACGGGGGACAACGCACUACGUCGCGAUUUGUGUGAUGAAGAAGACGCUGCUCAGCAAGAAGGUCUGUAAGGAGGAUAUUGGCGGGAAGGAUUUCAUUGGGAGGAAUAACGUCAGCGAGGAGAACCUGUUCAAACUCGGCAGGGAAAUUGUCACAGCGAUUGGACUCCCGACGACCGUGCCCUUCUGUGAUUUCCACGGGGCGAAGUUGUUUGACUUCGGGUCUAGAAGUUCCUUACCAUUACCGUUUCGACUCCUUGGUGAGUCCACCGCAACACCGGGGAAAAUAUUAUCCAUGGACUACUCUGCCGAGCCGCGACUUGCUUUUGUGGAGACGAAUUUCUUGGAAAAAACUAUCGCUUGGCUGGACAGGACAGUCCUCGAAAGGAGGCACGGGCUGCGGUUUGUAUCGGACACGCAGAAAGCCAGAGAGACGACGACGAUCGAGAAAUUCGAGGCGGAAAGGAUGGAGUUGAAAGAGCAACUGAACAGUUUCAACACUGAUCUCGCCAUGGUGAAACGGGAAAAGCCAAAUCCGAAAAAACUUUUACCCAUCUUCCCCGUUGGCGACGCCUUGAUGGAGCCCUUCUGGCCCCAGGGAACAGGGAUCAACCGGGGCUUCCACACCGGUAUGGACGCGAGUUUCUGCAUUUUGCAGUACAACAUGGACCAGGAUUUGUCGCAGGCGUUACUGUCCGCGGACUUCUGCUACCGACAGAAAUCCUGUUUACUGUUAGGGCCGGAAUUGUCGCAGAAGGUGGACGAGUGGAACAGCCGGCCCUGGAGCCGGUAUCUGAACCUCGCCGGGAAGCUGCAGUCUUACACUAUGACCGAUCAGGAACUGGCGGCGGUCAAACCCGCGGCAAUCGACUUGGACCAGAAAACGCGAUUGCAGUGCAUCGAGAACCCCUGGCCAGUGAUUCCGAACUUCGUGGGGAAGCCGGGGCCGCUGCAGAAAUUCGUGUUAACGGCCAUAACGCCGGAAGAAGACAAGGAGAAAAUACAAGUCGCGUUCAAAGAGGCUUUGUACAUCCCCCGGCCGAUCAAAGCCUUUGGAAGGAGCUGCUGCCCAAAGGUGAUUGAGAAAAAGGUGACAAAGAAGGAUUUGAAGGCGGACGCGAAGAACGCGAUGAAAGAGGCAAGGUGAAAUGAGAAAGCCUUUGGUACGCGUAGGAUUUCUGUCUACCUCUACAUUAAUUGGCAGCUUGAUGGCAAUUGUCCAUGAUCUGUUUUACGCACGUUGACCUCUCCUGCACACUGCCUCUUGGCACGCCAUACACAGCUUGCACGUGAAUGCGGAGGGAAACAGUGGUCCUGUAAAAAAUCUUCAACGCCUGUUGCUGUCAAAGUACAUAAUGCAGCAGGCAACCUGAU